Messenger RNA from Populus trichocarpa (black cottonwood), 2440 nucleotides. RefSeq names its product putative disease resistance protein RGA3. Lineage: Eukaryota; Viridiplantae; Streptophyta; Magnoliopsida; Malpighiales; Salicaceae. The transcript has 2 exons. Gene Ontology annotation, molecular function: ADP binding. The record is from RefSeq and is a predicted model, not a curated record. Bases 555 to 1952 code for a protein of 465 amino acids. Gene Ontology annotation, biological process: defense response to other organism.
AUUUAUAGCUUUGGUGGCCUAUCCUUUAACUAAAGGCAUUAGCGUACUAAACAUCUAAAUUUUAUCCUAAACAUAAUUGAAAGUUAAUUAUGGCUGGAUAUAAUAGCAAUGUACGUUUUCAAAGAUUAUGGCUUCCCUACAUGAAACAUCUUGAUUCCAGUAUUUGAACCUAGAAAAUGAUUAAUCUUCAUUAACCACCCCUUUAAAGCUCUUAUGCCUUUAAUAUGUUGCUAUUGAACUUGUUUCUAGCUACAGCUUUAUGAUUUCUGAGCAGUCCAUGAAAUGAGGAGUAGCUCUGAACUCCAAAAGAACAAAUGAAGUUUCUUGUAAUGAUUGAUUUUUUAAAACAGUCCAGGAGGUUGCACUAUGGCGGGGGCUCAAGAUCAAUUGCGGAAGCUCAAUGAGACAGUUACCAGGAUUAAGGUUGUGAUUCAAGACGCUGAGGAGCAGGCACAAAAACAGAACCAUCAAAUCGAAGACUGGCUCAUGAAGCUGUAUAUGAUGCAGAGGAUUUGCUGGACGAUUUCUCAACACAAGUUGUGCGGAAACAGUUGAUGCCUGGGAAAAGAGUAUCGAGGGAGGUACGCCUUUUUUUCUCAAGAUCAAACCAAUUUGUGUAUGGUUUACGGAUGGGUCAUAGAGUUAAAGCACUUAGAGAGAGACUAGAUGACAUUGAAACUGACAGUGAAAGAUUCAAGUUUGUGCCUCGUCAAGAGGAGGGAGCUUCAAUGACUCCUGUCAGGGAGCAAACAACCUCAUCUGAACCUGAAGUGAUAGUUGGGAGAGAGAGUGACAAAAAGGCAGUUAAAACGUUUAUGAUGAAUUCCAACUAUGAACAUAAUGUUUCUGUCAUCUCCGUAGUUGGAAUGGGAGGGUUGGGGAAGACCACACUAGCUCAACAUGUUUACAAUGAUGAGCAAGUUAAGGCGCACUUUGGUGUGAGACUCUGGGUAAGUGUCUCAGGCAGCUUAGAUGUUAGAAAGAUUAUCAAAGGGGCUGUAGGUAGAGAUUCAGAUGAUCAGUUAGAGAGUCUGAAAAAAGAGCUUGAAGGGAAAAUAGAAAAAAAGAAGUAUCUUCUUGUAUUGGAUGAUGUGUGGGAUGGUCACGAUGAUGGUGAAAAAUGGGAUAGUUUGAAGGAGUUGUUACCACGUGAUGCAGUAGGAAGUAAGAUAGUGGUUACUACACGUUCUCAUGUAAUUGCCAAAUUCACAAGCACAAUAGCACCACAUGUUUUAAAAGGUCUGUCUGUAGAUGAGUCAUGGGAACUGUUUAGAAGAAAGGCAUUUCCUCAAGGCCAGGAGUCGGGUCAUGUAGAUGAGAUAAUUAGAAAAGAGAUUGUAGGGAGGUGUGGUGGAGUUCCUUUGGUUGUAAAGGCAAUUGCGAGGUUAAUGUCUUUGAAAGAGAGAGCCCAGUGGUUGUCCUUUAUACUAGAUGAACUUCCGAAUAGCAUUAGAGAUGAUAACAUCAUACAGACCCUUAAGUUAAGCUAUGAUGCUCUUCCAUCAUUUAUGAAGCAUUGUUUUGCUUACUGUAGCUUAUUUCCCAAAGGUUAUAAGAUAGAUGUAAAAUAUUUGAUUCAACUUUGGAUUGCACAAGGGUUUGUUAGCACUUCAAAUUCAGGUCGUAGGUGUAUUGAGAUUGUUGGUCUCAAGUGCUUUGAGAGUUUACUAUGGAGGUCAUUCUUUCACGAAGUGGAAAAGGAUAGAUUUGGGAACAUAAAAAGUUGCAAAAUGCAUGAUUUUAUGCAUGAUCUUGCAACCCAUGUCGCUGGUUUUCAGAGCAUCAAAGUGGAGCGCCUAGGAAAUAGGAUUAGUGAAUUGACUCGGCACGUGUCAUUUGACACGGAAUUAGAUUUGUCUUUGCCUAGUGCACAACGUCUAAGAACACUUGUAUUAUUGCAAGGUGGAAAAUGGGAUGAGGGGUCAUGGGAGUCUAUUUUUCGAGACUUUUAGGUGUUUGCGUGUGCUUGUUUUGAGUCAUUUGAAAAUGAAGGAAGUGUCACCUCUCAUUCAAAAGCUCAAGCAUCUGAAAUAUCUUGAUCUUUCGGAUAAUUGGAUGAUCAAGGCGCUUCCUAAUUCUGUCACCAAUCUGGUAAAUUUGCAAGUGCUCAAGCUCAAUGGUUGCUAUAGACUUGAAGAACUACCUAGGGAUGUUGGUAAGCUAAUUAAUCUGAGGCAUCUUGAUUUAUGUAUGAAUUUAGAGUAUAUGCCUCGUGGGAUUGGGAAAUUAACUAGUCUACAGACGUUGUCAUGUUUUGUGGUUGCAAAAAAAAAGAGUUCUAAAUCUGAGAUGAUAGGUGGAUUGGAUGAGUUGAGAAUGUUAAAUGAAUUGAGAGGGAGCCUAGAAAUAAGAGUAAAGGGAUAUGAGGGUGGUUCUUGUGUAUCAGAAUUUGAAGGAGCUAAAUUGAUCGAUAAAGACUAUCUCCAGUCGUUGACCGUAC